UGAGCGCUCGGCGGUUUCCGUCGGGGCCGCGGCGCGCUCGGCGCUUGCUCCCUGGCUGGCGCUCCUCAGUCGGCCGCUGCCUGCCUGUCGCCGGGCUGGGAGCGCCUGUGUGUGUGUGAGUGACGCGGCGGAGGUGUAGUUUGACGCGGUGUGUUACGUGGGGGAGAGAAUAAAACUGCGGCGAGAUCCUAGGCGCGAACGAAAGCAGUGACGGAGCAGCCUGGUAACCGGUAACUAAAUGACCAUGGAAUCUGGAGCAGAGAACCAGCAGAGUGGAGAUGCAGCCGUUACAGAGGCAGAAACCCAACAGAUGACAGUACAGGCACAACCACAGAUUGCAACGUUAGCCCAGGUGUCUAUGCCAGCAGCUCACGCAACGUCUUCUGCACCAACGGUGACCUUAGUUCAGCUGCCCAAUGGGCAGACAGUCCAAGUGCAUGGCGUAAUACAGGCUGCCCAGCCAUCAGUUAUCCAGUCUCCACAGGUCCAGACAGUUCAGAUCUCCACUAUAGCAGAAAGUGAAGAUUCACAGGAAUCAGUAGACAGUGUCACAGACUCACAGAAACGAAGAGAAAUUCUUUCCAGACGACCCUCCUACAGGAAAAUUUUGAAUGACUUGUCCUCAGACGCCCCAGGAGUGCCAAGGAUCGAGGAAGAGAAGUCUGAAGAGGAAACAGCAGCACCUGCCAUCGCCACUGUUACGGUGCCAACUCCCAUUUACCAAACCAGCAGUGGGCAGUACAUUGCUAUUACCCAAGGAGGAGCAAUACAGUUGUCCAACAAUGGCACAGAUGGAGUACAAGGUCUGCAGACGUUGACUAUGACCAACGCAGCUGCAACCCAACCUGGCACCACCAUUUUACAAUAUGCACAGACCACAGAUGGACAACAGAUACUUGUACCCAGCAACCAAGUUGUUGUACAAGCUGCCUCAGGAGACGUGCAGACCUACCAGAUUCGCACCGCCCCUACCAGCACCAUUGCACCAGGUGUAGUCAUGGCAUCCUCUCCAGCACUUCCAACCCAGCCAGCAGAAGAGGCCGCACGGAAGAGAGAAGUGCGUCUAAUGAAGAACAGAGAGGCAGCACGUGAAUGUCGCAGGAAGAAAAAGGAGUAUGUGAAAUGUCUAGAAAAUCGAGUGGCUGUGCUUGAAAACCAAAACAAGACACUGAUUGAAGAGUUGAAAGCACUUAAGGACCUUUACUGCCACAAAUCAGAUUAAUUUUGGAUUCUCAUUUUCACUUAUCCAGGUGGGAUAAAGACUGGUUCUGGCUAUAACCAGAAAGACAAAGUAAACUUUUUAUUUUCUAAACAUUUCUUUUUUUCUAUGCGCAAAACUGCCUGAAGCAACUACAGAAUAUACUUCAUCUGUGCUUUGCAUCAAACUGUGAAUGUUCAAGUACUUGCCUCCAGUUCUGCCCCUACAAGAUUAUUUUCAUCAUCAGUCUCAGCGUGAAGAACAGGCUUCUUUCUCGUCUCCCCAUCCUCUUCAAGAAGUAACAGUGGUCACUUGGAAAGUUACUGUGGGGAGGGUCCUUGGGUAAUGAUUUCAAGAAUUCAUGCUGAGCUCUUUCCAUUGCCUUAGAGACAGAACCACCCCAGCCUCUUGGUCCGGAGAACUGUGGGCCACAUAGGUGGAGCAUGCAUGGUGCAAUGAAGAAGCAAUGGUUGCCAAAUUGGUUUCACAUAUUCACGAUGAACUCUACAAAUACAUGGCUAAGCAGCAUGCCAAAUGAAAGGCACUUCACCGUCACGGUCUUGGUGUGGAGAUAACAGACCUUGUUCAAACUAGCCCAGGAGGAUUUUUGAUUUGUCAUCUGUAUUUAAGCCCUCCUGGGCUAGUAAAAAUUUCUCCGUACCUCAGAAACAAAUGCAUUGAAAUGAGCUUCACUGGUCAGUUGUUGCUUUUCAAGGCUUAUGUGUGCAAGUGUGUUCAGCAUUCUGAACACACGAAAGCAAACACCAAUUUCAUAGGAUACUGGUUGGGAAAUGACAUUUGGAUGGGAAAGGAAUUCGGAAUUAAAAAAGUACAAUAGUGACGUUUUGUCACACAGUAAGCAAGGGUAACACGUGAAAGCACCACCUGUUUGUAUGCAGAACAACUAAGCAGGUGAAGCAUGGCCAACUCCACGUACAUACUCCCUGAUGACAGUGUAGUUUGUGUCCCAGGUCCUCUCAAGUAAUGAGAUUAUUUCUGUUGCCCUACCACUGUCUUACAUGAUGGAAAUUAUUGUACUCAGUUGAAACAUUAGCCUUGUUUGCUAGAUUCUUUUACAAACAUAGAGGCUGCCUUCCAUGCAUAAAUUAAAUUGCAGUAUGGCAAUUACCAGGAUGACCUCAAAUAUUGAAGAGGACUUCACACACAAAUAUUCCAACUUCUGCUUUGCAAGGGACAAUAUUCAUGGCCAGGUUCGUAAAUUCUUAAUUUAUUUGGAGAAUUUUUUCAUGUAAAGAUCUACCAAGUAAUUUAUCCCUGGAAGUCAAAUUACCAUGUGCCUCAGAUGUUUGCAAGAUCAAUAUUUUUUGUGUGCACUGAGGAAAUGUGAUCUUUCCCAGAUUUAUAUUGUUAAAAAAGGUAGUUCAUGUUUAAAAAAUGCUGUACUAAGCAUUAGGACUUCAAAGGAAUCAUGCUCAAAAGAAACAAAAAAGAAUGUCAAGAAGCUGUCAAAAAGAACGUGUCAAAAAGAAACAUGCAGUUUCUUUGCUGGCCCUCUGAAGCCAGUCUCUUGAUACAUUAAUUUGGAUCAUUGGAUGGAGUAAAGUUUACUUUGGGCCUCUGGUCAAACUUUUACAUGUAGAGACAAGAAUAAGACUCUGGUCUGUCCUAAUGCCUUGCCUAACUAAGUAUUAGUUAAUAUUUUUUUCCUGUUCGCUCUACCUGGUUUUUAAGGUAAAUGUCAAACAUAGAGGUUAUACAAUCAAUGUGACAUUAUAAGAGGAACAUUUGGAAGACUCUGGGCAGUUGAGUCUCAAACAGCCAAGCAGUAUUAAAAGUUCUAGUUUUCUCAUUUGAGAGGGCAUUCAGUUUCCAAGAGACUUUAAAAGGAGCAGGGUUACACUUGUAGCAUUAUUGUUAAAUCUAGAGUUAUCAAUAACUUCAAAUUACAUUUGUAUUUCAAGAAGAGAACAUAAAUAUCAGAAUUAUGAAAUAAUUCAUUUUCACAAGUUUUGAGGGGGGUUUAUAAAUGGUCUAUUUUUUAUCUGCCAUAAAUGAUUGAUUUUAAUGUUUUUAUGUAAUGGAAGAUGAAUAUAUUAGUUUAGCAAUGCAAAUUUAAAGAAAACUCUAAAUUCUUAGCAAUGCUUUCAUAAAAGUUGCCUGAUUUUUCAGAACUAGUGCUGAAUGAAGCAGAAAUGUUGGUAAUGGCAGGAGUCAUUCUUGUAAAACAUGAAACUCAUGAUGGCCUAAUUUACAGCUGUAUGGAAUGGUUCCUCCAGUGAGGAACCUCCAUGAGAUGCAUGGAAGAGGCUGUAUGUGCCUGCAUGAAGGCUGUUUCUUUUGUAGAACCAUGUUUUUGCAGUGAACCUGAAGGAGGCUAGCUGUGACCUGAGACCUGUUCCUAGUGGGACCAGCACUGUCUGGCACUUGCUGAUAAUCACUCAGCACAAGGUCUGGGAGCUGAAUGGCCCAGGGAGCCUAACCCGGUUCUCCUGAGACAGGGUUGGUGCAGGUUUGGGUGGCAGCCGGAGGAGAACUGAUACCAGUUUGUCUGUGCGUGGUCUGCAAGUAGUUGGUAGUGCUGUUAGUCUAGUCCUCAUUAGCAACUAAUGUUUUGCUAAGAAAAAGAACGUUAUUUUAAAGUACAUGGGGAUCUGCAAGAACGUUUAUUUUUAUUUAUGCUGCACUGAGGAUAGAGGGACUUGAAUUUCUUUAUUGGAAUUUUUAAAUGACAAUAAUCAAAAGUGUAUUAUACCAAGUAGAGGGCUGGCUAGGGUUACCCAUACAUACUUCACUAUUUGUACUACCCAAGAAAGGGAAAGAAUACGAUACAGGAAUCCAUUCAUAUGUUAUUUACCAACUAGUGAGGUUGGGGUAAUAAGCUUCUCUAAACUAAGGCCAUUUGGAAGUAGGAUGGAAAUUAUGUUUGCAGGGGGGAGAGAGGGUUAGUUUUAUAUCUCACGGUUGUGAGGUUUCAAGAAUUGGUAGCCUGUUUUACCUGAAGAGAGGGUUAGAAAGGGCUAGAUCCAUUAUGUUCAUAAUAAACAAGAAUUGAUUUGAAAUAUAAUUUUUGUAAUGUCAUUAUUUUGCAAAACAACAGCACCGAUCAGGCAGUUAAGAUAUUGUCAGAGGUGCUCUUUUAAUUUAGAUAUUCUUGGAAAAAUACAUAUGUAUAAUAUAUGUACAUAUAUAUAUAUAUACACACAGUAUAUAAUCUACAGCUCUGAGAGCUUUUAAGUCAGGAAUGCUGAGUAUUAUAGUAUAUGGAGGUCAGAAAAAAUUUUUACUUUUCUGUGUGUGUCUGGGUGUGUGUGGAUGUGUGCGUGUGUGAGAAAGCUUCCCCUGCCCCAGUAGUCCUGGGCUGCAUUAUUCUAGCGCUUAUUUCUGAUUUGUUUUGUGCUGUUUCUCAGUUAAAAAUUUUCAAGGAUUUUAUUUCAUAUUUCUUGGCUUUUGUGAGGUUUGUUUUUGGGUUUUUAUUGAUGGAGAUUUUUGAAAUUAUGUAAACAGUUGUUUUACAACAACCACCACCCCCCAGAAUAAUUCACUUUUGUGCUUUUUUCUCUUUGGCAGCUAUAUAUCAAAGGCAAAACAAUUGGAAAGGUUGUUAAGGUGUAAUUUUCUAAAGGAACCACUGGUAAGACUUCUGUUCUCGUCCUGGGGUAGUGGCGAUGCGUUUUUUAUUUAAGCAGCAAUUUCAGCAGAAUCAGGUAGUUGCCAGCACCAUUGCUUGUAUCUGAAAGCACAAUUUUAGCCUGUCAUGCUUGUCAGGACUGUACAGACACCUGCAGGUUCUGGCUCUUCUGUAGUUGGGGUUUGCGUUGCAGACCCCCGUCUUCUCUGGUACUUGUACAUUGAUCAGAACAUUGGUGGGGUGUUUGGAAUCGUUAAGAGGCUCAGGAAAAAAAAAAAAAAAUUAAUAAGGAAAACAGCCCUGACAGUUUCUGAUCUAUAUUUGUACUACAGGUUUUUUUUUUUAAAAUCUGGGCUUCCAGUAGACUGCAGCUGCAAGUAGUCAUCUGUUAGCAAAAACUGGCCUCUGCUUUUCUAUUAUAUAUUUUUUUAAUUUAUGACAGCCAGUGCUUUUUGUGGGUUAAAGACAAGUCUCCCCAUCAAAGCAAGUUCAUUAUCAGUGGUUGCAAAUCUAUGACAGUUCAUAGAGGAUUUAAUUUGUUUUCUAGAACCCUGUUUUUAUUGUCAUUUUUUUACCCUGAAGCUGGUUAGUGAUGUAACAUUUGCCAAUGAUCUAACCAAAAGGUCAUGUAUUUAUUUUUGUUACACUAUAUUCUUUGUAAAUGUUUAAUUAAAAUGUGCACUUUUAAAAAAAAAAACCCACCACAGAGUAAAAAAAUAUUUAGAGCAAUUUGGUUUGUUGAGAAGCUCCCCAGCCCUAUUGUCAUAAUCUUGCUGUCUGCACACAGUUCACUCCUCUCCCCACAGCAGCUGACUCCUUCACAAAUUUAACUUGCUGAUGAGCAUCUGGCAUCCAGCAGUUAUUACUUGAACAUGGCAGGAGAUCUGAACUGGCAGGACUGGAGACUGGAAAGAGUUAAGUGUCUGGUGUCUCAGAGCAGCAUGUACAGGAUGGAUGUGAAAUUAUUUUUAGAACAGAACUAGUUCAAGUGAUCCCAGGUGGGAAAGGGAGGUUAAUUUGGAAGGAAAGCUAAACAAUUUUUCAGUCACUUUUUUCUCCUUUUCUUAAUUUGAGAUUUGGCUGCAAAUAUUACAAGCUGCAUUCCAAGAAAAUAAAUCAAAAGCUUUCCAAUUCUUUGACACCAAGGAAGUGAAAGUACAUCAACAAUGUGUCACCCUGCUUUAAAAGAUAAAAAAAGCACAGCCACCUUUCUUUUGCAGGAGCAAUGAUAAUUUAGCUAUAACCCUGAAAUCUGUCACCAUGAGAAGGUCGUAAAAGCAUACAGUACAUUGAUGGGUCCCUGUACUGAGCCUGGGAACUCAUUUCCCUGAGCUUUUGAAUUUGCUACCUGUAAAAGACACUGAUUUUGCAGAAACCUGAAUGUACCACUUAACUCAGUCUGUCUGGGAGGAGCCAGACUGAUGGGAGAGAAACAGGGUGCUGAAAACCUGUCUACUGUGUGUGCUUGUGACAGGUUCAGGUCUGUGGAUGGAUAUGGCUUAAAUCUGUACAUCUUUGGGGAAGAGGGACCAGAUCCAGUUGGUAAAGAGGGUUUGCAUUUCAAGUGUUUUCCCUUGGAGUGUGUUUUUUUAAAGGUAUUUAAGCUCUGGCCCACAAAAGAGACUUGCUUGGGCUAGUUUGUGUAGCACGAAUUGUUGAGUUGAGGUCUUGCUUUCACCAGCAAGGCCGGAGAAGUGGGCUGUCCUCGGGAGCUGUGUGCUGGCAGGGACAGGAACAGGCUGUAAUCAUCAACGGCUGGCAGAAGUCGUAAGCUGAGCACUUGCUGCACUCAGGACUUGGGAGCAGUCAGUUCACUUGGUCUCAGCCUCAGCUACAUGUUUCUCUAAAUUAGGGGUUAGCUGAGUGAGAGCACAGGGAAGGAGGCCAUGAGCCAGUUAAGUUACCUGGAAAUGGCCACUCUUAAGAACUAAGGAUGUUCGGAUGCACUCCACAAGUUGUGUUUUAAUCAGGUGCCACUCCAUUUUUUUUGUGUGUGUAAUGACAUUUAUUUAUAUUAAACAUUUAACUUUUAAAAGUUCUAGAACUUUGAGUUUGUAUGAAGUUUGAAACUGUGCUGCUUAUAUGGACUUCUAGGCAUGGGAUGGGAAACACGGCAAGAAGAGGUGCUAGUUGGCAGCCAACCCCUCCACAGACUUGACCACAGACUGGUUGUUCACUUCAAAAAUUAGUUACUUCUACUCUGGAUUUAUUAUUUGAAAUUAUUUUGGAACAACAUUUUUCAGGGAAGCUUCCAGAGUGAGGGUUAUUAUUCUCCCUUUGUAAUGUAAGCUGGAAAGAUUUAAGUUCACCUCAUCUGUGUUUCUGAUUCUUUAUCCAAACCAUGUCAGCACAGAACAGGGUAUUUGAGCUCGACUCCCACAUACUUGUGGAAGUUAAAAGACUAAAUGAAAAUCCAUUAUUGAGGGAAAAUAAAUUCUUAUUUACGUUUUCCCAAAAAUCUAGAAACAUCCCUGUUGUGGGGUUUUUAUGGUUGUUUGUUUUGGUUGGUUUUUUACCUAUUUUUUUUGUGCUUUAUCUGUGUUGUUUUUUUUAAAUUGUACUGGGUUAUAAUGCAUUUUAUUAACACUAUGUACAUAUUAGCUGCUUUGUGUUUCAGAAUGGUAGUAAUUGCUUUGUAUAUUAAAGUGAUUCUUGUGAAUUUGUGAA
Apus apus (common swift) is the source of this 7454-nucleotide messenger RNA. RefSeq names its product cAMP responsive element binding protein 1 (gene CREB1). The transcript is spliced from 8 exons. Gene Ontology annotation, molecular function: cAMP response element binding; DNA-binding transcription factor activity, RNA polymerase II-specific; protein binding. Bases 239 to 1222 code for a protein of 327 amino acids. The record is from RefSeq and is a predicted model, not a curated record. Gene Ontology annotation, biological process: regulation of transcription by RNA polymerase II. Gene Ontology annotation, cellular component: ATF4-CREB1 transcription factor complex; nucleus. NCBI's taxonomy places the organism in Eukaryota, Metazoa, Chordata, Aves, Apodiformes, Apodidae.